AUGAAGUGGGUAGAAAAAGUCUUUGAAAUGCACUAUCCUGACUGGGAAAACAGAAAACAAAUCCCUAACUCAGAAGCAAUAAAAAGAGUCGACCUAGAAUACGAUUCUCAAGGAAGUCCCUUAGCAAGAGAACAGAUUUUAAAAUCAUAUGAAAAGUUCUUGGCCACGGCAAUGUCUAUGCUGGAAUUUAAAGAUGAAGAUGUUCCCCCGACUAUUAGAGAUGAAACUAAAGCAGAUCUUUAUCGUUGGGUUGAUGCUACUGGCAUAACAAUCAAAAACUGCAACAUCCGUUUAAAAUGUAUUCUACGAGCAUUUUAUGAAAUCUUAGACAACAAAGAAAAUAAAGCCAGCAAAGACCUUGACAACAUGAAACCUUUUCCUAAUCCCUCCGCAAAUGCAUACCUUAAUACUUUCGCUAAUUUUAACAAACAAAAGAUAAAUGAAAGUCAGCAAGCUCAAAACUUAAAAGGCAAAAGUUGGAACGAAUUGAAUUAUGAACCAAAGUUUUUUGGAAACGAACAGAAAGGCAAAAUCACGUUAGAACAAAUAAUCAAUAGUAUUAUAUUGUAA
Acaulospora colombiana is the source of this 570-nucleotide messenger RNA. Lineage: Eukaryota; Fungi; Glomeromycota; Glomeromycetes; Diversisporales; Acaulosporaceae. The record is from the annotation of a GenBank genome assembly.